AUGCGAAGAACUAUUUGGGAAAACUGUUUUUCGGCUAAAUUAUCAACGUCAAUUUAAAUCGUGUCAAACCAUCGAGUCAUUGCUUAUGUAAUGAUAAAAUCCUAUAAAAUAUUUUGACUUCCAAAGUCGCGUAACGCAGAAUCAGCUGAUAAUGGCCUGAAGUAGUGGGUGUGUAACGUUGCCAAAUGAUUUUAUCAGUGAACCGAUAAGUCUAAAAGUAAACAAACAAACUGCCGGAAACAUUCGAACGAAACAAUAUACCGGCUCUUCGACAUAAAUAACAUGGUCGUACUAGCCGGACGAUUUCCACAACGAAAAACCGAAACCGGACAUUCCUACACUACAACAAUGUACAAAUAACUGCAUGUCACAAUUUGGGGGGCAUGAUAUAAUAUUAAACUGGAAACUGUGAUGACUGCUCAGUUGUGUUUUACGGGUUACUUUUGCAUUUAUUUAUGUUAAAAUGCGUGGCCAAUUCGCCACGGCGCUGUCACAUCUGUUAUUGGCUGGCACAGGGGCAUACUGCUUGAAACUGAUCUGGAAUGUGGAUUUGCCCCUAUCCCAUUGCUGUUUCGGCUUAAUAAUACUUAACAAUGUGCUGGGAUUGUGGCAGAACGGUAAUCCACAGUACGGAGAUAAAGUAUACAGACUGUUUCGAAUAACAAGGGAACUCCAAGACUUAUUUGUAUUACCUCUAAUCGCCACCACUGUGUGGCUGAUGUAUAAUUAUAGAUGGGAACUAGCACUUGCUCAUUUGUUACUGCCCAUGUGGCCACUGUGUAUGUUUCUGUUCAGGAAAAAGCAGUACAAGCUGAGCAACAUGGUGGUUGCCAUCAAUGUAAUGUCACUUGCUAUUUUAUCCUAUAUGUAUAAUAAUUAUUACGGGUUUGCUACCGCAUUUACGUAUUGCUUCGACUAUUUUUUUACGAAGGGUGACAAUGAAAACUUCCUCAACAUACCGUCUCAGGAUCUAAGUAAUUAUAUAAUGUGUUUUUUGACGUUCUUUUCUGUGCAGACACUUUUUGAUUAAUGUACAGUAGACCAAAUUUUUUUAUAUGAGUAACAGGAUCUUCCAACUGAAGAUUUUCAUGUGAAAUAUACAAUGAAGAUAUUUUUGUGUAUUGCUUCUAUACUGUAUGCAUAUCAUUGUUUGUGAAAUCUUUAGCAUAUAUAUAUCUUAUAAAUGUCUAUUUUUAUAUAUUUAUUAUAUACUGUAAACUGUCAUGAUGUAUAUGAAUAUAUUUACUUAUAUUGGAUAAAUAUAUGAAUGUUAUACUA
Molecule: messenger RNA, 1278 nt
Organism: Aethina tumida (small hive beetle)
Lineage: Eukaryota; Metazoa; Arthropoda; Insecta; Coleoptera; Nitidulidae
Exons: 2
Coding region: 464-1030 (188 amino acids)
Source: RefSeq, a predicted model, not a curated record